AGUUUGAUAUGUAUUGUAAGUUUUAGUGAACAUAUGGUUCAUAAUAAUGGAUAUAUUGGACAACGAUAUAGAAGUGGACAAUAAUAACGAAGCGAUGGAAGCAAUAAAUGGUGAUAAAAGACACCGAAGAAGUAAGAGAUCCGCUGAAUACAGGUCUUGGGAUCUAUACGUCUACACCAUUGCUAUGUUUGUCAAUCACUUCGCUUAUGGUGUCAACUAUGGCAUCAGUGGCCCAACGCUCGUGGACUUAAGAUAUAUGUUAAACACGACAAUGAAUUUGAUAUCAAUUAGUCUUGUCAUCAAUAAUAUUGGAUAUCUAUCCGGCGCUCUGUUCGGACUUCUAUACAAAUACAUUAAUAGACAGUUAACUGUAGUCGUAAUAAUGGCAGCCAUGGCCGCGUCGGUGGCGCUGAUACCGUACUGUCCCAACCUAUGGAUUCUGUAUUUAUUUCAAUACGCAAACGGUUUGGGCGCCGGUAUUUGGGAUACUGCUAACAAUGUGUGGCUGAUCGAGAUGUGGCCCCAGAAUAGCUCACCGGUGCUCCAGUUCUCGCAGUUCAUGUACGGCUUGGGCUCUGUAUUUGGUCCCAUAAUCGUGAAGCCAUACCUCACCGGUGAGACCAAUCACACGCUGGCCAUCGAAUUGAGUGAUUUCGGUGAUAUGACAAGCACUCCAUCAGCACCGGUAGAUAGACGCGCGCUCCUGAGGACUCCGUACCUCAUCAGUGGAAUCCUUCAAGGAUUUAUACCGAUUGUGUUUCUAAUCAUGUAUUUCGUGAAGCAAUACAAAAGUCCCGAUCAAAGACUGAAACGCAAGGACUCGUCUGAAAGUCUGUUAAGCGAUGAUUUGGACGAUAGAGACGACGGUGCCGUCCGUUCUUCACAAAUAGAGGACAACUGCUUGGAGAGCACAUACAGCCCGCGAAAGCGAUUAGCACUCAUAGCUCUGUUCUCACUGUUUAUAGCGAUUUAUGCAUCGCUAGAAAUCGCACACUUUAGCUACAGUUCCACUUAUUACCAGUACAUGGAGUUAAAGAUAUCGGCAAAAACCGCCGCUGAGAUACUGUCUGUGAUGAGUACCAGCUAUACAGUGGGCCGAUGUCUCAGUGCGUUCAUUGCCAUCAAAGUUGGUCCGCAAGUGAUGAUUAUCUAUCACUUACUGAUUAUAAUCGCCGGAAUGGCUGUUCUCUACUACGGCUCACACAUACUGGCGCUCAUAUGGAUUGGAAAUAUUAUUUUAGGUAUACUUUCGCUAAAAAUAAUAUUUUAA
Molecule: messenger RNA, 1270 nt
Organism: Oppiella nova
Lineage: Eukaryota; Metazoa; Arthropoda; Arachnida; Sarcoptiformes; Oppiidae
Source: the annotation of a GenBank genome assembly